AUGGGUGACUGGAGUUUCUUGGGUAACAUUUUAGAGGAAGUAAACGAACACUCGACGGUGAUCGGGAGGGUGUGGCUCACAGUGCUCUUCAUCUUCCGCAUCCUCAUCCUUGGCACCGCGGCAGAAUUCGUGUGGGGUGACGAGCAAUCGGAUUACGUGUGCAACACGCAGCAGCCUGGUUGCGAGAACGUGUGCUACGACGAGGCCUUCCCCAUCUCGCACAUUAGGUUAUGGGUCCUUCAGAUCAUUUUUGUUUCCACGCCAUCUCUGGUGUAUGUGGGCCACGCGGUUCACCACGUCCACAUGGAGGAGAAGCGUAAAGAACGGGAGGAGGCCGAACUGAAUCGUCAGCAGGAGAUGAACGAGGAGAGGCUUCCGUUGGCGCCGGACCAAGGCAGCGUGCGUACCACCAAGGAGACGAGCACUAAGGGCAGUAAGAAGUUUCGUCUGGAGGGUACCCUCCUGAGGACCUACAUCUGCCACAUCAUCUUUAAGACCCUCUUCGAGGUGGGUUUUGUGGUGGGCCAGUAUUUCCUCUACGGCUUCCGUAUCCUGCCCCUUUACAAGUGCAGCCGUUGGCCCUGCCCCAACAUAGUGGACUGUUUCGUGUCUCGGCCCACCGAGAAAACAGUUUUCAUCAUCUUCAUGCUGGCCGUGGCCUGCGUCUCGCUCUUCCUCAACUUUGUGGAGAUCAGCCACCUGGGCCUGAAGAAAAUCCACUUCGCCUUCCGCAAGCCAGCCCAGCCUCAGGUUGAGGCGCCGAGUUCAGCCGGGAAAAGCUUGCCUUCCAUGGCCGUGUCCUCGAUCCAGAAAGCCAAGGGCUACAAGCUUCUGGAGGAGGACAAGGCCUCCUCGCACUUCUUCCCCAUGACUGAGGUGGGCAUGGAGGCCGGCCGACUGCCCACGCCCUACCAACCGUUCGAAGAGAAAGGCAGCGAGGCGGCGCCGCCGGCGGCGGCUUCGCACGUGACCGUGGAAGACGUCUCCACGGUGUACGACGAGACUCUGCCCUCGUACGCCCAGACCAGCCUGGAGACGGCGGCGACGGUGAGCGUGCUGCCGGAGGAGCCCCAGCCGGAGAAAGAAGAGGAGGACGAGGAGGUGGUGGAGGAGGUGGUGCAGGAGGUGGCGGAGGAGGUGGCGACAUCUCCGGUGGAGCCGGAGCCGGAGCCCGAGCCGGAGCCGGAGGCGGAGGUGGAAGCGGAAGCCCCCGAGACGAUAGAAGACACAAGACCGCUUAGCAGCCUCAGCAAGGCCAGCAGCAGGGCGAGGUCAGAUGACUUGACAGUAUGA
This is a messenger RNA of Chanos chanos (milkfish), 1293 nucleotides long. RefSeq names its product gap junction protein alpha 8 paralog b (gene gja8b). Gene Ontology annotation, biological process: cell-cell signaling; gap junction-mediated intercellular transport. Gene Ontology annotation, cellular component: connexin complex. The transcript has a single exon. The coding region runs from base 1 to 1293 and encodes 430 amino acids. Gene Ontology annotation, molecular function: gap junction channel activity. NCBI's taxonomy places the organism in Eukaryota, Metazoa, Chordata, Actinopteri, Gonorynchiformes, Chanidae. The record is from RefSeq and is a predicted model, not a curated record.